Messenger RNA from Zasmidium cellare ATCC 36951, 4065 nucleotides. RefSeq lists its product as uncharacterized. The coding region runs from base 1 to 4065 and encodes 1354 amino acids. Gene Ontology annotation, cellular component: nucleus; mRNA cleavage and polyadenylation specificity factor complex. Gene Ontology annotation, molecular function: protein binding; nucleic acid binding. The record is from RefSeq and is a predicted model, not a curated record. Lineage: Eukaryota; Fungi; Ascomycota; Dothideomycetes; Mycosphaerellales; Mycosphaerellaceae. The transcript has 2 exons.
AUGCAGUGCUACACUGAACUGGUCCCGCCCACGGCAGUCACCCACGCCGUGGCAUUACCCUUCCUGGACCCAGCAGCCAACAAUCUGGUCGUCGCAAAGACCUCCCUUUUGCAGGUCUUCAAUGUCACGCGACCAGCUUCCGACAACGCCUCGGAGAAGCUGGUGCUUGUGGGAGAGUACUCGCUGGCGGGGACGGUCACUGCGAUAGCGCGCGUCAAGACCAUCGACACCAAGACAGGGGCAGAUGCGUUGUUAUUGGCAUUCAAGGAUGCGAAGCUCAGUCUGGUAGAGUGGGAUCAGGAGAACCAUCGACUCAGCACCAUCAGUAUCCACUACUACGAAGGCGAGAAUGUCAUUACCCAGCCGUUUGGACCGACCCUCAGCGAAUGGGACAGCAUCCUGACCAUCGAUCCGAAUUCACGAUGCGCAGCCUUGAAGUUUGGCGCAAGGCAGCUUGCGGUCCUGCCAUUCAGGCAGUCUGGAGAAGACUUGGGGGCAGAGGAAGAGGAUGGGUUCGAUGCAGAGCCGACAUCAGCAACAGUAAAGAGGCGAGAAUCAACACAACAAAUUGAGAAUGGGGAAACAGUGGAAACACCUUACAUGGCAUCUUUCGUGGUUCCUCUCACAACAUUGGAUCCCAGUCUGAGCCAUACGAUACACUUGGCGUUCCUCCACGAGUACCGUGAGGCUACACUAGGCAUUCUGUCGUCACAAGUCGAACCUUCCUCCACUUUACUGGAAGAGCGCAAGGAUAUACUUACGUACAGCAUCUUCACAUUGGACCUCGAACAACGGGCCUCGACCAAUAUGUUCACUGUUGGCAAGCUUCCAUCGACUCUGUGGAAAGUUGUUCCUCUACCAUUGCCGAUUGGCGGGGCCCUUUUGGUUGGCACGAACGAGCUUCUCCACAUCGACCAGAGCGGCAAAGCAAAUGCGACCGCUGUCAAUGAGUUCGCAAAGUUGGAAAGUGAAUUCGGCAUGCUCGACCAAUCGCACUUGAACCUGAAGCUGGAGGACUGCGCUGUAGAAGUGUUGGACUCUAAGACGGGAGAACUACUUCUAGUGCUAAGAGAUGGCUCGCUUGCGACGGUUUACUUUCAAAAGAUGGGCCGCAGCAUUAGUGCGUUGAAUGUCAGGAAAGUAGUGACGGAGAAUGGUGGCGACGUCGUAAAGGCAGCACCUUCGUGUAUCACGAAGACGGCCAACGGGAGCCUUUUCAUCGGCAGUGAAGACGGUGUGUCGUCGUUGGUGGGCUGGACAAGACCCACCGCUUCGUUGAGCCGGAAAAGAUCUCACGCGCGGAUGUUGGGACAAGAGGACGAUGAAGACGAUGAAGAUGCGGUCGAAGAGGAAGAUGACGACUUGUACGACGCCGAGCCUGAAACGAAGAAACGAGCCAUGUCCACUGGAACAGUAGCAGCCGAUGCCGUUACAAGCUUCCAUGUGAGAGACUCGCUGCCCACAAUAGCGACGAUCAACGAUAUAUGCUUGGGAAAGGCGCAAGACAGCCCUAAAGACAAGCUUCAACUGCUUCUAGGCUCUGGACGAGAGCGGAGUAACAUGCUGACUGGCCUGAAUCGUGACAUCGUUCCUGAGUCGGUUCACACAACCAUUCUUCAAGGAGCCAAGCGUGCGUGGGCUGUUCAUGCAGUAGAUCCAAAAUCUACCAAAGAAGACUCUCCCUUUGAUAACUUGCUCUUCGUCUAUGAUGGCGAAGAUACGAAGGUCUACGACAUAGCGCAGAGCGACGACGGAAAGCCCAGCUAUGUCGAGCGAUCGCCACCUGAGUUCGAACAGGACGGCGAGACCCUCGACAUGCGGACUCUGGCUAAUGACACGAUCGUUGUUCAAUGUCGGCGUACGGAGAUCAGGACCUACGACGCAAACUUGGCUCUGAGUCAAAUCAUCCCCAUGAUGGACGAUGAGACCGAUGCGGAGUUCAACAUCGUGCACCUUUCGUUCAGCGACCCAUAUCUACUUGUCAUACGUGAUGACAGAAGCGUUCAGGUAUUGUCAGUACAAGGCAAGGAGAUCGAACCACUCGAAGGCGAUGGACCCGUGCUGGAGAAGAAAUGGCUCAGUGGGUGCGUCUAUUCUGGCAGUCUCACAGGAGACAAUCCUACCCUCUUUCUGCUCGAUGCAAAUGGAAGCAUGCACGUAUUCAGUCUUCCUGAUCUAUCAUCGAUCUAUUCGCCACCUUCAUUGGCUCAGCUCCUGCCAGUGCUAUCUCUAGACGGUGCUCAGCGACGAGCUGGCACCAAAGAGGCGAUAGCAGAACUGCUUGUCGCAGACUUGGGUCAGGAUGGCUCCACACAGCCUUAUCUCAUCCUCAGAACAGCCGUCGACGACGUGAUACUGUACGAACCCUUUCGCUAUCCGCCGCCAAAGGAGUCUGAUUCGUGGCAGUCGAAUUUGCGAUUCAGGAAAGUGCCACUGUCGUAUAUUCCGAAGUACAAUGAUACGCUCGCCGAAGAGGAGAGCGGCCGGUCGCCACCUCUUGCAGCAAUUCGCGUUGGAUCUUACCAGGCGGUCACCAUCCCAGCGGCACCGCCGUUGCUACUGCUCAAAGAACCCUCGAGUCUGCCCAGAAUCCUGGAAGUCAGGUUACCGAAAUCUUCCAACAAAGUCACGAGUCUGUCGCCUGUCCAUCGGCAUGGCUGCGAGAGAGGCUUCGCUUUUGUCACAACUGACGAAGAAGUGCAAGAGUGCCAAUUACCUCGGGACACUUGGUACGGAACUGGUUGGAGUGUACAGCAGAUGAACUUUGAAGGACGAGAGGUGCGAUACCUCGCAUAUCACGAAACUAGGGGUGUCUACGUGGUAGCUACUUGCGAGGACGUCGACUUCUACUUUGCGAGUGAGGACCACAGGCACCCCGAGCAAGAUGACAUCUCUCUGCGACCAAAAGUUCCGCAGUACAGUGUACACCUCGUUUCUUCGAAAUCGCAUAAGAUUAUCAGCACGGUCGACAUGCCUUAUCUAGAGACCAUCACCGCGCUCAUGGUCAUGCCGCUAGAGGUUUCUGAGAACACACACGAGCAAGAACUCCGGGUCGUCGUUGCGACAGCUGCUCAGCGUGGAGAGGAUAUGCCAGCAAAGGGAACAGUCAUGGUGUUCGACAUCACCGACGUCGUCCCAGAGCCUGAUGAACCAGAGAGCGGAUUCAAGAUGAACCUUGUUGCUCGCGAAGAAGCUCGAGGCGCGAUCACCGCACUGGCAGCAUUCCCUGGCGGGUUCAUCGGGACGGCACAGGGCCAGAAGAUCCUGGUGCGAGGAAUCAAGGAAGAUGGUUCCUGUCUGCCUGUAGCGUUCCUGGAUGCGCAGUGCCAUACGGAUACCAUCAAGACCCUGGGUGGCACGGGAAUGUGGCUCACUGGCGAUGCGUGGAAGGGGCUCUGGUUCGGCGGCUUCACAGAAGAGCCGUACAAGAUCUCAGUUCUGGGUAAGAGCCCCAAGACUCACAUGGAAGUCGUCUCCGCAGACUUCCUACCAUUCGAUGGCUCUCUCUUCCUCCUCAUCAUGGACGCAAACACGGAUCUCCACGUCCUGCAAUACGACCCAGAAAACCCCAAGACCGUCAACGGCCUCCGACUUCUCCACCGCAGCACCUUCCACGUCGGCCACUUCCCCACCAGCAUGACGCUGCUCCCAAGCACUCUCGCGCCCUUCGAACAGCAACAACAGCCCCUCACAAACGGCACCAGCGAAACCGAAGAAGAAUCCACCUCCACCCAACUCUUCCACGUCCUGACAACCUCCCUCUCCGGCUCCAUCGGCCUCGUCACCCCCCUCGACGAAGCCGCCUACCGCCGCCUCUCAGCUCUACAGACACAUCUCACCUCCAUACUGGAACAUGCCGCGGGUUUGAACCCGAGGGCUUAUCGCUCGAUCGAGAGCGAGAGUUUCGCUGGCGCGAAGGGUGUGGUUGAUGGGGGGAUUGUGAGGAGGAUUGGGGAGUUAGGGGCGCUGAGACGGGCGGAUGUGCUGGCGAGGGCGGGGACGGAUGCUUGGGGGCUGAGGAGUGAUUUGGAGAUUAUUGGGGGUGGGGGGUUGGGGUAUCUUUGA